AUGGCGUCCGCGGGGACUAGGCUCCGGCGUGCUGUCGUAUCAGUGCCGUUUCUUUUUAUCGCAGCUUUCUGCUUGCAUAUCAUGGAUCCGAGUACGAUAGUAGCAUUUCAACAGCCAUUCGCCGACUCUGGAGUAAUCGAAUGGGAUGGCGGGAAGAUCCCCAUAAUAGACAACUUCCAUGGGAUAUAUUUCCUUGAUAACAUAUUUCGCGGAGGAAUGGCAACCUUCUCGGCUUCGACAUUCGGAUACGACCCUGUGGCUUGGUGGCAGAUUUUCUCUUUCCUUACCGACCUCGGGCCAGUAUAUGCGAUAUGGAUCCUAGAAUCCUACCGUGUCGGUUACGCUUACACGCCUGCCUAUUUGUGA
Messenger RNA from Daldinia childiae, 366 nucleotides. Its product is annotated as putative fad binding domain protein. Bases 1 to 366 code for a protein of 121 amino acids. The transcript has a single exon. The record is from RefSeq and is a predicted model, not a curated record. Lineage: Eukaryota; Fungi; Ascomycota; Sordariomycetes; Xylariales; Hypoxylaceae.